CAAUCCCUUAGUAGCUAUUAUUAAAGAGGAGGAGAUUUCAACAAGUAUGACCUAAUAAGAUUUCGGUAAUUCUUUCCGGAAGAAUUAGUUUCCUAAAUCAGUUGGGAAUUCAGUUGACGUAUUCAUCGCUGCUUUUCCGCGACGUUCUUCUUCUUCGGCCAUUGCUACAUUUGGAGUUCUUUGAGCUGUUCAUCAUUCUCCUCUGCAUUCAUCUUCUUCCGCCAUUGCUCGUUUGUUUGCAGAGAACCUUUUAUAGCACAAUGGAUCCUGUUUUACUUGUUAUGGUCAAGGUGGAUGGUUUUUGGGAUUCUGACUAUGUGUUCACCAAUGUGCACACAUGUGGUCUUCAUGUUAACUAUGGUGUUCAAUAUGUUUGUUUUGUUGAUACGUUGACUGACAUCCUUUCUCAGUACAAACCUAAUCAUAAUUUCAGGCUUUCUUAUAUGCGAGAUGGAUUUCCUCUUCCUGUUACUAUAAAUGAUCAAUCUACCUUAACAUUUUAUCUUUAUAUCAAGUCUCUUCAACCAGAUUUUCUAAAGUAUCCACUUUGUGUUGAAUUUUAUCCUAUCUCUUUUUCAUAUCCAUCUUUUGUUCGUGUUGAACCUUCUGCUUUUCCUUCAGCUAAUAAUGUUGUCAUUUCGUCAACUCAUUCACUUUCUGUUAAUGAGAAUGUUGUUGUUGAUUCUUCCCAACAACAUGCCUCCUCACCUGCACUCUCUAUUGAUCAUAGCUCAUCUUUUUUUACUGAAAAUGUGAACCUCUCUGUUAGACACUCUCAAGAUGUUGCUUCUUGUAGUAACACUGUGUCUAGAGCUGUAGAAAUUGAAACAUCCGAAGACAGUGAUGAAGGCAGCGAUGACAUUGAAGAUGACUUAUUAAUAGAAUCAUCUCAGUCACUCUCAUUUCUCCACAAUUUUGAAGUCAUCACACGGUCUCAUCCUACUUGUCUUGUUCUAUAUGCUAUUUACAAAAGUAAAAAAGACCUUAUCCACCAUCUGAAGAUGUAUGCUAUCACAAACCACUUUCAAUACAGAACAAAGACCUCUAGGAAAAUAUCUUUACAUGUUAUUUGCUUAGAUCCUAAAUGUCGUUGGACUGUUCGAGCUGUAAGACUAAAUGGCGUACAAAUGUUUCAAAUGAGAAGAUUCCGUCCAGAACACACAUGCUCUAUUGAUUAUAGACAAGGCAAACAUAGACAGGCAACUGCUACUGUGAUAUCAAAACUUAUUGCACACAAAUACCAUGAUGCUUCCAUUAAACCGUACCCACCAAAACAAAUUUGUGAAGACAUGAGUAUGCAGUAUGGAAUUUCCAUUUCAUACAAAAAAUCUUGGAAAGCACAAAAGAAAGCAAUGCAGCUUCAAUUUGGUUCUGAUCUUGAAUCCUAGCAUGUUUUGCCUUCUAUGGCUUAUGUGCUUGGGAAGGCGAAUCCUGACUCUAUAUUUGAUCUAGUCACUGGGAAGGAUGAUGCAUUUUGUACCUUUUUUAUGUCAUUCACUGCAUGGAUAGAAGCUUGGUCUUACUGCAGACCUGUUCUUAUAUUGGAUGGUUCUUUCCUCAAGGCUUACUAUAAAGGCACUCUUCUUACAGCUUGUUGCCAAGAUGUCAAUGAUCACAUAGUUCCUAUUGCAUUUGGUAUUUGUGAGUCUGAAACAAAAUCUUCUUGGAAAUGGUUUUUAUCCAAAGUCUGUCAGUCAAUACAGUACAGACAUGACCUUUAUGUAGUACCUGAUAGGCAUAAAAGGCUUAUAAAGGCUGUUUCUGAAAUCCUGUCACAUGUUAGCCACGGUUUUUGCGUUGCUCAUCUGCGUCGUAACAUGACAAACAAAUUUAGAGGAUCUGCAGCUAGUUUGGGAUGGAAGUUCAAAGUUGUCUAUAUGGCAACAACUGUUAAACAAUAUGAUGACUACUUAUCCAUAUUGGAUUCUGAAGACCCUAGGAUAAGGACUUGGCUAGACAAAAUAGGUGCUACCACAUGGUCAAAAGUAAUGUCUGGAUCAAAGAGAUAUAAUAUUAUGACAUCCAAUUGUGCUGAGUCUAUGAACAAAGUCAAUGUAUGUGCACGAGAGUAUUCUGUUUCUAAACUUGUUGAUUUUUUGCGUGAAAGGAUGCAACAAUGGUUCGCAGAGAGGAAAGAAAAAGCUGAGAAAACAAGUACUAUACUCACACAUAAAUGUGAGAAACGUCUUGUAGCUUUACAAGCUGAAGCUACACGUAUGAAGAGAUGCUUGGCUUGCUACAUGGUCUGGUAUUAUGCAUCCAAUUGUUGAUCGUGACAAUUGGCAGGUUCCUGCUACUAUUCAAAACAAACUAUGCAAGCCACCAACUUGUAUGAAGCGUCCUCCUGGUCGCCCGAAGAAAUCCAGGAUUCCAUCCAUCGGAGAAUAUAGAGGUUCAAAAAGACAAAGAUGUUCUAGAUGCCAUGUGUUUGGGCAUAAUAAGAAAGCUUGUAGGAAUCCCAUUCCAAUC
This is a messenger RNA of Cuscuta europaea, 2469 nucleotides long. The record is from the annotation of a GenBank genome assembly. NCBI's taxonomy places the organism in Eukaryota, Viridiplantae, Streptophyta, Magnoliopsida, Solanales, Convolvulaceae.